AUGCAUACAUUCUACAACCUUUGCCUAGUGGACUUCCCACUCAAUGAGGUUCGAUCUCUCGCCUACCUGAGACAGUCGCUCCAGACGACUCUCGUGGAACACGUCUUCCGCCGUUCUGCCUGCCAUCUGGACGCCGGGCAGCGCAUCUUCGCUCUGAAGGAACUUGUCUGCUACCUGGCAGUUGUUGAGCCGAGAUCAGUCUUGGAGUGUUUGAAUCUGCAGGAACUGGGCUCGGUGUCUUAG
Messenger RNA from Spirometra erinaceieuropaei, 243 nucleotides. NCBI's taxonomy places the organism in Eukaryota, Metazoa, Platyhelminthes, Cestoda, Diphyllobothriidea, Diphyllobothriidae. The record is from the annotation of a GenBank genome assembly.